This is a messenger RNA of Paramormyrops kingsleyae, 2845 nucleotides long. It is a transcript of the gene masp1, whose product is annotated as MBL associated serine protease 1. Gene Ontology annotation, biological process: complement activation; proteolysis. Gene Ontology annotation, molecular function: serine-type endopeptidase activity; calcium ion binding. The record is from RefSeq and is a predicted model, not a curated record. NCBI's taxonomy places the organism in Eukaryota, Metazoa, Chordata, Actinopteri, Osteoglossiformes, Mormyridae. Gene Ontology annotation, cellular component: extracellular region.
UCUCUCACAGUUUUGGAGAUUAAGCCAGCGCAUUGCUUAUAUAUUUCAAGCUGUGCCGCCCUGCGGACUCCCAACCUUGUGUUAUUUGUGCCAGGGACCUCGAACAAGAAAUCUUAUAGAGAUCCGACACAACUUUAGCGAUGACAGGAGUCCUGCCUUUCCUGGUGACUUUUACAGUCCUGCAUCAUCCAUCAGCUAUGAUCCUGAAUGACAUGUAUGGAACCUUCCAUUCACCCAAUUUUCCUGAAUCCUACCCAAAGGAUUCAGAAGUCAGAUGGAAUAUAAGUGUACCCAGUGGGUAUAAAAUUAGACUUUAUUUCAUGCAUUUUGACCUUGAGCCCUCAUACCUCUGUGAGUAUGACUAUGUUAAGCUGGAAGCUGAAGAAGAAGUGCUUGCCACAUUCUGUGGACGGGAAAAUACGGACACAGAGCUGGUGCCUGGAGAGCAAGUCAUUAGUUCUCCUAGAAAUACUCUCGUUGUGACAUUCAGGUCUGAUUUCUCUGAUGAAGAGAGGUUCUUUGGUUUCAAGGCCCAUUACAGCGCAGUAGAUGUGGAUGAAUGUCAGGACAGGAAUGAUGAAGAGCUGACAUGUGACCAUUAUUGUCACAACUACAUUGGUGGCUAUUAUUGCUCUUGUCGCUAUGGCUACUUGCUGCACUAUGAUAACAGAACUUGUAAAGUUGAGUGCACUGAUGACUUGUUCAGUGAGCCGACAGGAGUACUCUCUAGUGUAAAUUUCCCAAACCCCUACCCCAAGAGCACUGACUGCACAUACCACAUUAAGCUUGAGGAUGGAUUUCUGAUCAAUCUGGAAUUUGAUGACACUUUUGACAUCGAGGACCAUCCAGAAAUCACCUGUCCCUAUGACUAUAUAAAGAUUCAGACUGGACAGAAAGAGCUUGGUCCAUUCUGUGGUGACAAGCCUCCAGACCGUAUCCAGACAGCAAGCAACCAUGUUCAGGUUUUCUUCCACAGUGACAGUUCAGGCGAGAACAUUGGCUGGAGACUGUCCUAUACUGCUGAUGGAAAUAACUGUCCAGUUCUAAACCCCCCAGUCCAUGGCCAUUUGGAGCCUUUUCUUCCCCAUUAUUCAUUUAAAAAUCAUAUCUUAAUUACCUGUGAUCCUGGAUACAAAGUGUUAAAGGAUGGUACUGAGAUUGAUCAUUAUGAAAUUGAAUGCCAAAAAGAUGGUACCUGGAGCAGCAGUGUGCUCACUUGCAAAAUGGUGGACUGUGAAUCACCAAGGGAGAUUUCCAUGGGUGUUGUGAUGUUCGAGACAUCCAGAAACAGCACUUUGUUUGGGUCUAGGAUCUACUACACCUGCAAAGACCCUCUGUACCAGAUUCAUCCUAGGAUCAACAGUACCUAUAUCUGUGGAGAGACAGGAGAGUGGACCAACAAAGAAAUUGGAACCAAACUUCCGUCAUGUCUGCCAGCAUGCGGGAAGCCGGAGCAAGCUUUGCCAUCCGUGUUGAAGAGGAUUGUGGGAGGGCACAUUGCAUCCCCAGGUCAGUUCCCCUGGCAGGUACUACUCCUGGUGGAGGAUGCCACCCGUGUUCCUGAGGACCGCUGGUUUGGAAGUGGGGCGCUGAUCUCUGACUUGUGGGUGCUGACAGCUGCCCACGUUCUGCGCUUACAGCGCCGCGAUGCCUCUGUGGUCCCCGUGGCUCCAGAGCAUGUGCAGGUCUACAUGGGCCUUCACCAUAUCCAAAGCAAACACCUGGCCCUCAACCGUUCCAUUGACAAACUAGUAUUGCACCCUUACUUUGACCCCCGCAACUACAACAAUGACAUCGCCUUGGUCAAGAUGAGCCAGAGAGUGCCGAUGAAUGCACUUGUCCUGCCAGUAUGCUUGCCUCUCCGUGACCAGAGUCGCAGUGAGCUGCUGCCCAGCAUGCUUGGUUUAGUUGCUGGAUGGGGGAUAUCAAACCUUAACACAUCCAUUGACAGUAUGGUGACCUCUGAUACAGGUGUUGUAACUGAUAUGUUGCAAUACGUGAAACUGCCAGUGGUGGCAAAGGAGGAAUGCCAAUCUAGCUAUGCUUCCAGGUCUGGGAAGUACAACAUUACAGACAACAUGUUCUGUGCGGGUUUUUUUGAGGGUGGCCGUGACACGUGCUUAGGUGAUAGUGGAGGAGCGUUUGUAAUGGUGGAUCCUGAUACUGGGAGGUGGGUUGCUCAGGGACUGGUGUCUUGGGGGGGACCAGAAGAGUGUGGAAGCCAGCGUGUCUAUGGAGUUUACACCAAACUGUCCAACUAUGUUGAAUGGCUGCAGAGUCACCUGAAUCUGGGAAGUUGGUGGUAAAGUAUUCAUAGGAAAAGCAUAUUUCUGUGGGGAACAAAACAACAGCAUACUAACUUUGAAAAUUACACUCCAAUUCUUUCUAUUGACAGUAUAUUACUAUUCUAUGUUACUUAAAUAAUUUUUUACUUUACUUAGAGUACAUUUUUAUAAUGUUUUAGUAGCAUCUAUCUAUCUUCCAUAACUAAUCAUCCAGUAGAGGGCCACGGGAAUCCCGGAACCAGCUGACGCAUACUGCACAUACACACAAUCAGACACAGAGAGCCAUUUAGAGACACACAUAUGUUCUGCAAAAGAAACCUACAGAAAAGCCAUACAAACAUGGGUAAACCAUGCAAACUCCACACAGACACUAAUUCAGAGGUAAUAGCCAGAGUGCCUUUAGCACCAUACUCCUAAUAUUUGGAAAAAUCUCACAGGAAAUUGCACCUCCUAAACAUGAAUUCCAAGCAGUUUUGCAUAAUAUUCCAACCUAUCAAAGUCAACCCUAUACUUUCUCUAUCUAAUCCAGACUGAAUUAUUGUGUAUAGCAUAAUUGCAUC